Sycon ciliatum is the source of this 2824-nucleotide messenger RNA. RefSeq lists its product as uncharacterized. The transcript has 2 exons. Gene Ontology annotation, cellular component: mitochondrial inner membrane. Gene Ontology annotation, biological process: protein insertion into mitochondrial inner membrane from matrix. Bases 81 to 1493 code for a protein of 470 amino acids. The record is from RefSeq and is a predicted model, not a curated record. Gene Ontology annotation, molecular function: membrane insertase activity. Lineage: Eukaryota; Metazoa; Porifera; Calcarea; Leucosolenida; Sycettidae.
AAAGAUGUUGCUGUUUUGAAAAAAUGAAGCAGAGCUGAGGUGGAUGAGGUGCGCAAGUGAAGGGAGCAUUGAAUUUGAUCAUGGCCUUCUUGUUGCGUGCAGGAGGCCUCGCAAGAUCCUGUACUGUAGCCGGUCAUCGAGGAUUCCAUGUCCUGGCAAGUCGCUCUCCCACGGUUGCAGUGGCACCGUCACUGCUCCAGACUGCAGCCCGAAAAAACAGUAUUGUUGAUCAUUCAUUUGCACAAUCGCGACGCCACUGGACAAGCUGGCUCGGGGGUUCUAGCUCUACCACGCCAGUGCCGACAGUGUCAGAGGCUGGUGAGGACUUGAAGGAUCUAUCGCCGUCGUAUGGAGCACUGCAGGACAGUGGUGAUAAAACAGCGUCAGCUUUAGAUGCGGUGGGCAAUGUUUCGUCCGCCAAUGCUGUUGAAGCAGCAUCCGAAGCGGCGGUCACGGCCGCGGAUUCCGCUGCCAGUGCCGCGGCGCCGGUGGCGGCCAAGACAAUGCUGAGCGGUCCGUCGCUGUCCAGCUCUGCCUGGUACUACCUGCCUAUGGCCAGCGUGCAGGCGUUUGUUGUCUACUUGCACACGGUGCACGGCCUGCCGAUCUGGGCAUGCCUAGGUGCUGUUGCCAUUACUCUGCGUCUUACACUCGUACCCAUACAGAUACAGAUGCUGAAGUGCGGUGUAGUCCUCCAGAACCACAUGCCCCAGCUGAAUGCUCUGCAGAGCCGUACGCUGAUGGCCACUAAGAGGCACGACGACGAGGCAAUCAAGAGGCUGAAGGCCGAGGCCGACGGUCUCUUCAAGAAGAUGGGCUGCACGCCGUGGACCAGCCUCCGUUACUCCACCAUGAUGAUGCCGUUCCAGGUGGCCUGCUUCUUUGCUAUCCGUGACAUGUGCCUGGGGCUGGCGGCCACCUCGCCGGUCAGCAUGCAGACCGGCGGGUUCUUCUGGGCGCCAGACCUGACCAUCCCGGACCCGUACUUCGUCAUGCCCGUGCUCCUGUCCGCCGUGUUCCUGACGGCCGUCAUGCUGGGAUCUGAGAACGGCAUGCGCCCGACCGGCUGGAUGAAGCACUUCCUGAUCGGCAUCAGCAUCGCCGGGGCAGGACUCACCUCGCAGUUCCCGAUGGGCCUGCAGAUCUUCUGGCUGUUCAACAUCUCCAUGGGCGUUUCGCUGUCCAGGCUCUACCGGUGGCCGUCCGUUCGACCUCUGCUCGGCAUGCCAGACAUGGUCGAGCACCCGGACGGUGUUGUUAAGCCCGGCAUCAACCUGGAGCAGAUCCGCGAGUUCUUCACCUCGCCGUCCGGCCCGCCCGGCAAGUCGGCCAGCCAGGAGGAGCGCAUGAAGUUCAUCGCCAAAGGCCUGGAGGAGAAGAUGAAGGAGGACGCCAAGCGGCGCCAGAAGACCGCGCACCGUUUCAAGGGACUCGACGAGGGCCUGACGGCGGCACGAGGGCGACAGAGCUCGAGUCGCAAGGACAGCGGAUAGGCUACUAGUGACACGCUGCUGUGAACUAGCCGAGGAGACAAUGCCCUCAUCCGACCUUCAGUGAUGUUGUCUAAGGGCUGCACCGUACCCUGACGUCUAAGCUAUCUCCGUGGCCACACGUUGACCUCUGACACUUGGUGGCGGCGCUCACAUCGGACUGGGCUGCCUGUUGGAAUGCGCCGAUUUCCGAUGGCGCAUCCCUGCAGUUGCGGUGCCGAGUAAAACACAGGUGGCACUGGUGCUUUUUACUGGUGAACAGAUCUGCUGCCGUCGUGCUGUGCUUACUGGUCGAUGCGUUGGUGUUGUUGGUGGUGGUGGUGUUGUUGGUGGUGGUGUUGUUGGUGGUGUUGUUGGUGGUGGUGCCGUGAAGCCUUUCCAUCCAGUGUGAGCUGACGACUCUUUGCACCGUUCUCACAUUGGUGGUGUGGUGAGUUCUCAGUCUGCUCACCUGGCGACAUUUAUCUUUCAUAGUACGGCCGGCCGUGGCAAUACGACAAGUAUUCGCGUCUGAAUGUGCCGCUCCUUGGCCUGGCGUGCAUUUUUACCCGGCCAACUAGUGCUGAGUGGCGGGUAAGCCCUGCUCGUCUGACCCACCUGUCCCGUCAUGUGUGGUAAGCCCUGCUCGUCUGACCCGCCUGUCCCGUCGUGUGUGGUAAGCCCUGCUCGUCUGACCCGCCUGUCCUGUCGUGUGUGUGUACCCGGCGGCGGCGGGGUUUCCGUCAAUUUGUAUCCUGUCGUUUUCCGGUGCUGCUACUGCUGCUUCUGUCUCCUUUUCAUGCCCCAGCUACUUCUUAACAGCUACUUCUUGCCCGUUUUAAAGCGUCGUUUGGACGCAUUUGUUUUUGCCGAGAGCACGGUUGUUUGUGUGACCGUGCUGGUUUUGUAUUUUCUCAGACUUGGAAUUAGGAAUUAGUGCAUGCCCGCCGCUCACUCUCUUUCUCCCUCAGGCAUGCUUGUGCCCAGACAGCAGUCCUGGACUGGUCUCGUGUUCGGUCGGAAAAACCCGAACCCAAUCAGCAGGCGACGACGAUGGCGACGACUGCCGUUAUUAUUGUAUUUAUCGCUGUCCGCUUUCGGCGCCCUUACAAAGCAGUUUCUGUCACUCGGGGAGCUCUCUUCUCUCCGAUCUAUCGUUCUCUUGUUCAAUCUCGAGCUCAGCUAUUUUGCAGGCGAAUCUCCUCAGUCUCUGGUCUCUUGUCUUUAACCAAUAUGCUCUCUCUUGUUGUGUCUACAAUAGUAGUUUCUAUGCCCUCCUUGGCUUCCCUCACCUGCGCUUUCUCAAUGGAAUAAUAAAGAGACGGUUACUUUGUGCACAAAGGUGCACUACAUCA